AAGAUUCGUCAUUCGGAUGUGUUGGAUGUGACGUUUUUUACCAAAGUUUUUAUGAAUUCAACAUAAAUAAAUAUGUGACAGGGAGCACUAAUCCUGUAAUAAGCGGGAGAUACGCGGAAUAUGGGCCUAAACGCCGCUGUUCAAGCGCUGAAGAAAGCUGAACCUCUAAAAGACAAGGUUCAACGGUGCAAGGAUCUCCUCACAGAUAAUGAUGCCUGGGUGUGUCAGCAGCAGCUCCAGAAGAUCUACCAGCAGGUCUUGAUUUUAGACCUAGAAUAUGCCCUUGAUAAAAAAGUUGAGCAGGAGCUCUGGAACUUGGGUUUCAAGAAUUACAUCGUCCUCCUCCAGACUCAAGCGAAAGACCGUAAAAAUCCGAAGCGUUGGGAGUCCCAAGCGAUGCUGAGUUGGUACCUAGAGGCAGCCUCCGGGUUUUACCUGACUCUACUCCAGGAGAUCUGCACAGCAUUCGAUUUGGACCUGCCAUUUCGUCGCAAGGGCUACAUAUACGGCUGCAUAUCCCCAUGGAAAGCCAUCGAGAAUCUCUCGACACCCCACAAGUCUUCGUGUUUCUACGCCUGUCAAUACUGCCUAGUGCACUUAGGGGACAUUGCCAGGUACAGAAAUCAGAAUAGUCAAGCCGAGUUGUUCUACAGACAUGCUGUCUCCUUAUCACCGUCCAGUGGACAACCUUACAACCAAUUGGCACUACUCGAGGCAUCCAGGGGUGACAAACUGGGGACAGUAUUCCAUUAUGUACGAUCUGUAGCUGUUAAGCAUCCAUUUCCCGUUGCCAGUUCGAAUCUAACGAAGACUCUGACCUCAGCACUCAACGAUCAGUCAUUUAACAUCGAUGGAAAAACUAAACUCAAUUCUCAGGAGUACACCUGCCUUUUUUUGAAGCUCCAUGGUAUCCUUCACACCCUGGGGGACCUCCAGCAAGCCAGAAAUAACGUUAAAAUUCUGUCUGACACGCUGACAGCUCUUGUUGCCACAGAGAGUUUCACCUCGUGGAGAUUGAUACAAAUGUUGAUAAUUAACAUAUACUCUUUGCAUCACACAGCUGGUCACAGCUUUGAAAAUCAUAUGGAUCUGAUGAAAGUGGAUCAGUUAUCAUCUGAUGAAAAAACCGCCAGAGCUUGCAUUCUCGAUUUGAUAGCAGCCAGUCUGUCAGCUCUCCUGCUGCCAGUUUACACUCUCAAAAAUUCUUACGUGGAUUAUUUCGCUCUACCGAGCAUUAAAUUAUUAUUGGAGUGGAUCUGCCAACAGCCCAUCAUUCUCGAAGACCCUGCUUUCUCAUCGCGACUCCAGAUAUGGCCGAGUCUGUGUGUUUUAUUGAAUGGAUUACAAGAUGGAAUCAAUGAUUUCGAGGGGGAGAGCUUGAUGAAGACUCCCUUACCCGAGGACAGGGAUCUCCAGGGGUUUCUCCCCCUGGAGAAGACCUUCGAAUCCUUGAGAUUUUGCAACAACGACCUGGAGGGGGAUACCAUCAUCAUUAAUAAACUGAGAGCCCUCAGGGUUAUCAGCCUGGGAAGACACUUGGCCCAGUGCCAGGUAAAUGGGAGAACUUUGCUGAACGUCGCCUGUUCGGAGAACAACCAAAUUAAGUUCACCUGCGUGUCUGAGGUGUCUGGACCCAGCAAUGAGCUCAUGAAGGAGUUGGAGGAGUUGAGUCUGAACAAGGAGAAGCAGAUUGUCUUCACUGUCAGUCCUGUUCCUUCGGAUUCUGCCAGCAGCAAAGGCUCGUCCGAAGCAGAGGUUACGGUGCAGUCAUUUGCGAAAAGAGUGGCGAUGUUAUUUGCUCAAGAGAAGAAUCGUGAUGUUUCUAAGUCCUCUAAUCCAGAAGUUCAGAGUAAUUCAACUGAAGUCAAUGGAGCUUUCACCAGGAAAAAUCGCCAGAAUAUUGCGAUGCAGGCGAUCAUGAGGCGAGUUGAGAAUGAGCAGAAGCAGGUGACAUUUAAGAAUGUGUCCCCAAUGAGCGUUGAGGAGGUUGAGGUAAAAAAAAGUCAGCCUUCAGACUCCGACAGCUUCAACAAUAUGAAGGCUAUUGUGGCACCGAUGGCUGUGAGAAAUCAGCAGGCAAUGACAGUGCCACUAGUGCCCAUUCCUCAGCUGGAAAAUCGCCAACUUCCAGGGGCUCAAUUUUUGCAGAACGACCAGAAGCCUGCCCAGCCCCAAUUUCGAUCCUCUGAAUUCGUCAAUCCGGGACAGUACGACAAGAGUUUUGGUUUCAACACAUUGCCACAUGGACCUCAAUUCCCUCAGAGACAAUUUAACAUGCAGCAGGUGAUCCCCAGCAUGCCACCUCCACCCCCACUGACCAAACCAUCACCAAGCAAUAUAUCUCAUCCCAGCAUGAUGAUGAAUCUGCACCCACAGGAAAUGCCUCAGUCAGGAUUUUACGACAGAAUUCAGCAGAAUGUUGCCAUGGGAGUGGACGUCGUCCCGGUGGGAAAUUAUCCAGAACCAAUGGCUCCUGGAAAGGCUUUCCAGGUGGAGGUGCCUUACUUCAAGCCAGGGGGACAGAUGGGGGCUCUGGUGCAAGUGGAACCGUUCAACAAAAUUGAGAGUAAAUCCAUCCCGAAUCACGAGCCUGCGCCCCUUCCCCAGCAGACUUACCCGAUGUACAGAAAUCACGAGCUCGAGUACAACCCCUGGAAGGACCACCAGCCCCCACCGCCCCCCGUCUCCUGGUGGGGGCCCGACAGGGAAAAAACAGAGAGGGACGCCUUCCAGAGCUGGGUGAACCCACCAGUGACGAGAAAUCAGGCGCCGAUGGCUGAUAACUAUUACCAAAAGAUUCAGGAAGAGAACCGGGGCUGUGAGGUAGACCCACUGAAGAGAUCCAUCAACACUCCGAACACAUACUCAUUGUUCAGUGGAAAUUCCUGGGGGACACCUGUUCAGAGCUCGAAUGUUGCUGUUAAUCAACCGAAACCCCGAUUAACCCAGCAGUCCCUAUGGUCGGGCCCAGGCCCAUCACCCCUGGAGCGCUUGCUCGAGCAGCAGAAAUCACUGCGCGAAGGUGGCACCUGAAGGAAACUGGAAUAUAUCCUGAGGAUAUUGGGUUAUAAAGUUAAAAAAAAAUAAUAAGAUGACAAAAAACACUUAUCACUAAAACUUCUGAUUCUAUUGAUUAAAAAUUAAUGCCGAUAGGUAGGCAAGGGAGGACGUGAAGAGAAUGAGUAGAGAUCGACAAAAUUAUAAUAACGUAAUUAAUGGGUGUUGAUGAUUUAGAGGACGAGAUAACGACGAGGUAAAGCCGUAAAAAAAAUAAUAAUCUGGACGUAGAUUGGAUUCAGGAGUUGUUUUGAUUUUUUUUUUCAAUAUUAACGUGAAACAUCGUAAUGACAUGCAUCGAGUCAAGCAUGCUAAUCAGGGAGAUUGAAAACCACACAAAAUGUACGAGUAUAGUGAUAACUGUGGAAAAAGUGCACUUGAUAAAUCCCUCACAAUCUCAAUGCACAAUUCCUUUUGAGUUCAGUCGAGGCUGCUUGAAAAAUAAAUCGAAUGAAAAAUCAUCGGUGAAAAAGUAUAGGUGAGGUGAAUAAAGGGAAUAAAAAGAACGAGCUGAAGCUAAAUGGUAUUAAACGUCACAGCCAGUCCCCUUUUCGGCUGGCCCCUCCCUUCUAUUACCUCCAUCCAAAGUAACAUUUUAUCAACUCGGAACAAAGCGUCUCAAGCGGCUGGAGACUGGAGCCUAUUGUUUGAUUUCGUUAUGUUGAGGAGCAAGAAACACGAAAUAAUUAGGUUUCGCCUAGCAAAUUAACACGUUUAUUUUGGUGAUUCUCAGUGGUACGUGCCACUGGGCUAAACAAUUGUAGAUUUAAAAAAAAAACAAAUCAUGCAUAUGAUGUAACUACAGCACGACAGUUGAUUGUAUUUGUCGUAGAUUGAAUUAAGUAGAAUGCAUUUGAAGUGAUGUGAAGCAGAAAAAAAAAAUCAUGAAAAAUAUAUAUACAUUGCGUUGAA
Molecule: messenger RNA, 3969 nt
Organism: Diachasmimorpha longicaudata
Lineage: Eukaryota; Metazoa; Arthropoda; Insecta; Hymenoptera; Braconidae
Product: nonsense-mediated mRNA decay factor SMG7-like
Exons: 3
Coding region: 121-3033 (970 amino acids)
Biological process (GO): nuclear-transcribed mRNA catabolic process, nonsense-mediated decay
Cellular component (GO): telomerase holoenzyme complex
Molecular function (GO): telomeric repeat DNA binding; telomerase RNA binding; protein binding
Source: RefSeq, a predicted model, not a curated record